AUGCCGGGCUUCCUCGUUCCUCCGUGGUAUCACGACGAUGGACCCAGCGACGCGUCGGUGCGGCUCGCGCUGUUGACGAUUGGCUUCUUCACGGCGGUGACGUGCUUCACGCUCGUCAAGCUCAUAUACCAGACGUAUUGGUUCUGGGUCCGGUCGCUCAAGCCAAACGAGUACCUCUACAUGGUGUGGGGGGUUUGGAUCGUCGCCAUCGCCACCGUCGUCGUCAUGUGGCUAUAUCUUUCCGGCAAGAUCGAGACGAGCUUUUGGUUGUUCUUUGGUCUAGUCCAACUAACGGUCAACGUCUUGAUACACAUACUCAAGUUCCUCAUCUCGUGCCCCCGGCGAGCGGCGCGGAUCAAGUGGACGGUGGUGGGGACGCAGAUGCUCAUGCUCAUAUCCGUAUACAUCGUCUGGAUCCCGGCGCAGCUGCAGGUCAACAACACGUUCCUGGCGCUGGACGGGGUCUGGAUCAAGAUCAUCUCGGUCGAGUGCCUGUUCGUCAACGGGAUGCUGGGCGGCUACCUCGCCCUGCUGGCCAAGAGGAGACGCGACACGGCCAAGGGCCUCAACUACUGGGCCGACUGCUUUUGGAAAAUCCUCGCGCUGGUCUCCAUAAUGACCCUGACGGAUGUAGGUUAA
Molecule: messenger RNA, 639 nt
Organism: Pyricularia oryzae 70-15
Lineage: Eukaryota; Fungi; Ascomycota; Sordariomycetes; Magnaporthales; Pyriculariaceae
Exons: 2
Coding region: 1-639 (212 amino acids)
Source: RefSeq, a predicted model, not a curated record